Molecule: messenger RNA, 1032 nt
Organism: Colletotrichum graminicola M1.001
Lineage: Eukaryota; Fungi; Ascomycota; Sordariomycetes; Glomerellales; Glomerellaceae
Product: alcohol dehydrogenase GroES-like domain-containing protein
Exons: 4
Coding region: 1-1032 (343 amino acids)
Molecular function (GO): zinc ion binding; oxidoreductase activity
Source: RefSeq, a predicted model, not a curated record
AUGUCUUCUUCCGCCCUUCCCAAGACCUACAAGCAGGCUUCCUUCAAGGAACUCGGGGGUGACCUCGUCCUCGAGGAGGUCCCGCUUCAGCUCCCCGCUGCCGGGGAGAUCCUAGUCAAGGUAGAGGCCUGCGGUGUCUGCCACUCAGAUGUUUUCGCCAAGUACAACGCCUGGGGUGCUGGCUUCCCAAUGGUACCUGGCCACGAAAUCAUUGGCAAGGUCGCUGCCUUGGGCGACGGUGUCAGCGGCUGGACCGUCGGGGACCGUAUCGGUGGCGCCUGGCACGGCGGUCACGACGGCACUUGUGCCCAUUGCCAGAGUGGUCUCUACCAAUUCUGCGAGCCCUACGUAGUCACUGGUGUCACCAAGAACGGUGGCUAUGCGGAAUACUGCCUUGUGCAGUCCAAGGCAGCCGUCAGGAUUCCUGCAGACGCCAAUGCUGUCGAGUUCGCUCCCAUCCUCUGCGCUGGUUCCACCGUCUUCAGCGCCAUCAAGUCGGCCAACGUCACCCCGGGCGGCACCAUUGCGGUCCAGGGGCUGGGCGGCUUGGGCCAUAUGGCGGUGCAGUUCGCACGCAAGAUGGGGUAUCGCGUCGUGGCGGUAUCUCGCGGCCGCGACAAGGAGGCAUCGGUCCGUCAGCUCGGCGCCCACGAGUACAUCGACGCGACUGAGGGAGACGCAGGCGAGGCCCUCAAGGCGCUCGGUGGCGCUGACCUCGUGCUCACUACUGCCAUGGACACGGCUGCCAUGGUGCCCCUCAUCAAAGGUGUCGGCAUCUACGGCAAGAUGCUUAUUCUUAGCUUCCCUCCCAGCGGCGAGAUCACGCUCAACGCCCACGACAUGAUGAUGCGCGGUGUCUCUGUUCAGGUGUGGCCUACCUGCACGGCGCAUGAGUGUGAAAAGACUGUCGACUUUGCGCAUCUGAACGGCUUGAACUCUGCUGUUCAGACUUGGCCGCUGGACAAGGUUCAAGAGGCAUUUGACGCGAUGCUGAGCGGUAACGUCCGCUACCGUGCUGUCAUUACCAUGUAG